This is a messenger RNA of Monoraphidium neglectum, 954 nucleotides long. RefSeq lists its product as hypothetical. The record is from RefSeq and is a predicted model, not a curated record. The coding region runs from base 1 to 954 and encodes 317 amino acids. Lineage: Eukaryota; Viridiplantae; Chlorophyta; Chlorophyceae; Sphaeropleales; Selenastraceae. The transcript has 5 exons.
AUGCAGGCCAGAUCAGCAGGGUCGACGCGGGCGUUGCCCUUUGUCUUCUGGGAUGCGCCCCUUCGGCGAGGGACUCGCAGUGUCAUGCGUCGGUUGCGGUUGCCGGGGCCCGUGCGUGCGUCGUCUUCAUCAGAGUCUGAGUUUGAGGGCGUCGGCGGCGACGAGGCGGUGCAGACAGCGCUGGAGGAGCAGCUACGGCUGCAGCUCACGAGCGAGGUGAUAAAGGAAAGCAUCAAGGACGACUUGCGCUCCAAAGUUGAGGACAUCAAGCAGAUCGGCGAGGAGCUCCACGCCGAGCUUGAUGAGGGCUACCGAAUUGAGAGGUUUCGCAACGAGCUCGAGACGCAGGAGACCCUGUCUACGGCCAUGUCAAAGUUCAACGAGCUGGAGGAUGAGAUCGCGGCCAUGAAGCAGCAGCUGGAGGCUGACAGGGAGGACCUGGCGGCGUGGGAGCGCGCUUCAGCCACGGCGCGCAGCAAGGGGCUCUUCUUCAAGACACUGUACGCGCCAGAGGCGGACGCAGCCGCAGCGGCGGCUCAGCAGCAGCGGGGCGGAGGCGGCAGCGGUGCGCGGCAGCCGGAGGGCGCGGCCGGCCGCUUUGCGGGUCAGGUGCGGGGCUCUCUAGACCCAGAGGCGGCGGAGGCGGCGCGGCUGGCCGCGGCCAAGGUGCGGACGCCAGCUGAGCGGGAGGUGGGCAGCCCCCUGCGGCUGUGGCUGUUUGCCUACAUGGCGGGCGUACUGGCGCUGGUGGUGGGGCAAGACCUGAUGACAGCUCAGCCCUCUGUGGGGCAUGACGCGCUGUAUGGUGUUCUGGCCUUGGUGCUCGGCUUCAACGCGUGGAACGAGAGGCAGGUGCUGCUGAUCGGGCACAGCAGUGAGGUCGAGGAGGAGAGACAGCGGCGGCAACGGCAACAGCAGCAACAACAGCAACAACAGCAGCAGCAGGAGAAGUGA